AAAGGAUGGAUAUUCCAAAACUCCCCCGUAGGUUAUACACUUUAGGGGAAGAGCCAGAAGCCCACAAUAGCAUUUCGUAUCAUACGGAUAACAAGAAGUUGCAUACUGCUCUUAGGGAAGCUCUCACUGAUGCUGAAUUUGAAGAGCUCAAGGAGUCGAGAUUGGGAGUUUUCAUCAAGUUCAAGGAGCAGGGAUUUGGUUGGGCUUCAAGGCUGGUUCACUACUUGCUCAGUUUAAAGCUGGACAUUAAGAAGAAGUACGAGAUGUGGUGUCUCGUUGGUCCAGAACCUGCGAGGUUUUCACUGUUAGAGUUUGAAAACAUCACUGGUCUAAACUGCGAGUACAUCGAGGACCUUGAGACACCAGAAUGUGAAGUUACCCCAAAGAUGGUUUCUUUCUGGGGGAUGAUGGGAGUUCAUCUGGAAGCUGGGCCAACUACUGAUCAGAUAAUAGCAGCACUGAAGAGAUGCGGGGAUUGGUCCAAGGAAGAUCGCAAGCGACUCGCGUACCUUUCCAUCUUCACUGGAUUCAUUGAAGGGAGAAAGUUUUCAACCGCUACACGAGCUACUCUGGCAAGGCUAGUGAUGGAUUUAGAACGGUUUGAGAAUUAUCCAUGGGGGAGAGUCGCGUUUAAGGUGCUGAUGGACUCUUUGUGGAACAAAGAUAUUACUGGCUGUUACACCGUGGAUGGGUUUAUACAAGUUCUUCAGGUCUGGGCGUACACAGCUAUUCCGGGAUUGGGUGCUAGUAUUGGUAGUCCCAGAGAAAACAGUUCGCUUCCACCGCCUCCACCGAUUCUGGCUUACGAUGGCAGCAGAGGCCGCAGACUCAUGAAAGCUGCUAUCUUGAGUCAGACCCGCGUGAUCAACUUUGUUGAGAAGGACAUUAGUGAAAUGUGGCCAAAAUGGGACUCUGAGGUUGAGGACGUGCCCGCGGAGAACAUCAUUAAAGUCAUGUAUGAUCGGAGACCGUGGAAGUGGACCAUGGAUUGCUGGGAAGUCACUGGUACAAAAACUAAGUUUGUGACUCCAUCGAAAAGAGCCAAAGAGAUGGUUGUGGUGGAGGUGGAGGAGGAGGAGGAAGACAAUCAGAGACCUCGGAAGAAAGCUCGUAAAGAGGCUCCUAAAGAGGCUCGUAAAGAGGCUCCUAAAGAGGCUAGAGAAGAGGCCCCUCAAGCCAAAGAAACCGGGGUUAGUAACAAACAGCCUACCCCUCAAGCCAAAGAAACCGGGGUUAGUAACAAACAGCCUACCCCUACUCCUCAAACCCAGCCUACUCCUCAAAAGGAUCAAAACCGGGGUAGUAACAAACAGCCUACCCCUCAAGCCAAAGAAACCGGGGUUAGUAACAAACAGCCUACCCCUACUCCUCAAACCCAGCCUACUCCUCAAAAGGCAAAGCCUACUCCUCAAAAGGCAAAGCCUACUCCUCAAAAGAAACAGCCUUCUCCUCAAACGAAACAGCCUUCUCCUCUGCCCAAAGAGAGAUUGUUGCCGGAGGAUACAGCAGAUGAGGCGAUCUCGGUAUAUAAGAUCUUGCCGGAGGAUAAAGCAGAUGGUGUCACCUCCAAAGAGAUUGUUCCUCUCACUUCCACUGACCAACCGAGCUUCGCUUCCAACGAUCAACAACCGAGCUUCGCUUCCAACGAUCAACAACCGAGCUUUGCUUCCACCGAUCCAAGCGUUCCAGUUUCAGAACCGAGCCUGGUUGUAUUGGACAAAACAGCUCCCACUGCUUCUGUGCGUGCAAGGAGUGAACGAACGAAGAAACCUGCUCCCACGCAGAUAUCUCCUUAUACGGCAGAGAGAAAGAAACUCCUUAGAGUGGGAAAGUAUAAUCCAUUUCCCUCACUAAACAGCCGUAAGUUGAAGGAGCUCGCUGAUUGGUUGAAAACUGAUCCUGAUUAUUACACUAAGCUUGAGGACAAACCACGUACAUCACCAACUUGGUGGUAUCAUAAACUCCGGACACCCAAAGCAUGGCUGGAAGACGUACAUAUGGAUGCUUGGAUGAAUGUGCUGAGGCAGAGGUAUCAGGAGAAUCCACAAGCUUUCCGGAGCGAGCGAAUGUGCUUCCUGGAUCACAACUUUUCCCAUUCUUGGAGAGACCAGUAUCUGUUCUUCAAAGCAUCGGCACCUGAUCACAAAGGUUUAGGAAGAAUGCUACCUAGUGGGGCGGCGUUGUUUUAUGACGGAUCAAUGCCUUCAUUUUGCCAAUCAAACAAGAAGUGGGGGGAGGACAUUGAUGAUAUCUAUGCGCCAGUGAACUUGAACAACAAACAUUGGGUUGCUAUCUGGAUAUCGAUCCCUAAGAGGCACAUAGUCGUCUGGGACAGCAUACCUUCAUCUAGCGUACCAGAAGCAUGGGAUGAGAUAAUGGAGCCUUUUCUCGAGAUGGUCCCUUAUAUGCUUGCUGAGUGCGCAGCCACCGAGGAAGAACGGGUCAAAUACGGGUUGGAGCGAUACACAUAUGAGAGACUGCUGAAAGAUGUACCCACGGCCAACAAUGGUGAUUGUGGCGUGUACACUCUAAAGUACAUUGAAUGUCAUGCUCUUGGGGUCCCCUUUAGCGCUAAAGACUUUGCUAGGUCCAAUGCGAAGACUAUGAGGGAUAAUAUGGCUGUGGUUAUAUGGACGGAGCUUGUUGAUCAGCAUUUGAAAGAUAAUGAGGAUGGUGGUAUGUUCGUGGGCAUGUAUGAUUAG
Messenger RNA from Raphanus sativus (radish), 2702 nucleotides. RefSeq lists its product as uncharacterized. Bases 6 to 2702 code for a protein of 898 amino acids. The record is from RefSeq and is a predicted model, not a curated record. NCBI's taxonomy places the organism in Eukaryota, Viridiplantae, Streptophyta, Magnoliopsida, Brassicales, Brassicaceae. Gene Ontology annotation, cellular component: nucleus. The transcript has 7 exons. Gene Ontology annotation, molecular function: deSUMOylase activity. Gene Ontology annotation, biological process: protein desumoylation.